GGUGCCGAACGUUUUGCGAGUGUUGUUGAUUUGGAAGUGCAGUGGGCGUCAGAGACUGCGAUAGCGGCAGUUGAGAGGUGUGGAGGUCGGAUACGUACGGCAUACUAUGAUAUUAACUCACUGGAGGCUGCUGUGAAUCCGCAAAAAUGGUUCCUUUCGGGGAAACCGAUUCCACGUCGCUUGGCGCCACCGGAAAGUUUGCUGGAUUACUACACAGAUCCACGAAAUCGGGGAUAUCUGGCCGAUGAGAUGGAAAUCCGACAAGAGGAAAUCAAUUUAGGACAGUUAAUGGGAUACAAUCGUGAAGAGGCGAAAGACCAUGAAUGGGAACGGAAGAAACCAGAUCAAGUGUUCGUUGGACUGGAAUGUGGCUCGUUGGUGAGCAUGGCAGAUCGAAAAGUAUUCCUGCCAACGAAUCCGGUUCUGAGACGAUAUUACGGCUUGGAUAAAGAGAACGACAAAGACAUAUUAGCUGAUCAUCAGUAUGCAUGA
Messenger RNA from Anisakis simplex (herring worm), 492 nucleotides. The record is from the annotation of a GenBank genome assembly. NCBI's taxonomy places the organism in Eukaryota, Metazoa, Nematoda, Chromadorea, Rhabditida, Anisakidae.